CUCCCUUCCCCGUGAUCCGCCACGUGGUGAGGCACGUGCCCGUGGGCGUGCCGCAGCCCUACCCCGUGCAGGUGAUCAAGCACGUGCCCGUGCAGGUGAUUAAGCACGUGCAGGUGCCCGUCCCAGUGCCCCAGCCCGUAGCCGUCCCAGUGCCACAGCCCGUUGCCGUCCCCGUGCCACAGCCCGUUGCAGUUGCUGCCCCAGCUCCAGUGGCCAUCUGCGGCCCCGGCGGUCUCGGCUGCGGCGGCGGUGGUCUGAUCGGCGGUGGCGCCCUCAUCGGCGGUGGCGGUGGCGCCCUGGUUGGCGGCGCCGGCCCAAUCCUUUCCGAUGGCGGCUAUGGCGGCGGUUUGGGUGGCGGUUAUGGCGGCGGAUACAAGAAGAAAUAA
Messenger RNA from Rhagoletis zephyria (snowberry fruit fly), 386 nucleotides. The record is from RefSeq and is a predicted model, not a curated record. NCBI's taxonomy places the organism in Eukaryota, Metazoa, Arthropoda, Insecta, Diptera, Tephritidae.